Messenger RNA from Siniperca chuatsi (mandarin fish), 3259 nucleotides. It is a transcript of the gene tapbpl, whose product is annotated as TAP binding protein like. Gene Ontology annotation, cellular component: membrane. The coding region runs from base 307 to 1608 and encodes 433 amino acids. The record is from RefSeq and is a predicted model, not a curated record. The transcript is spliced from 8 exons. Lineage: Eukaryota; Metazoa; Chordata; Actinopteri; Centrarchiformes; Sinipercidae. Gene Ontology annotation, biological process: antigen processing and presentation of endogenous peptide antigen via MHC class I.
CUCCUCCACUGCGGCGUUACGCGCAUGCUCCCGACAGCGAGACAGGUCCUGAUCAACCUCAAGAGUUUAGGCUACUAUUAGAUUAUAUUUACUGCUGUACAGCUAUUGUACAUUAUCGAUGGGAUGAAGGAAAGGCUGUAAAAUAUUCAGACUGUAGCGAUGUAAUGAGCUGUUGUCAGUUGUUGAAAUCAAAAGUGAAAGUGUUUUUGUGUUCUCAGAAGUUAGCUAUUUCUCUUAUCUUGUUUUACUAACGUUAAACUUUGCAUGCAGCACUCUUAAUUUAUAAAAACACCGAAACGAGACUCCAUGAUGAUGAUUGAAGUAAUUGUUUUUGGAUACUUCCUGACGUGCGUUUGUGCUGAUGGGGUUGCAGAUGUCGUACUUUCCUGCACCCUGGUGGAGGAGGGCGGAGGACUGGGUGGAAUGGGAACUGGCAAUCUUUUCACAAGGACUCCAGCCACUCUCGUCUUAAGAAAUGUUGCCGUGGCUUCUGAUGAAUCACUCGAAACACUCACUGCGUUUGUCCCGCCUUCUGUCCCUGAUCCAGAUGCCAUCCUGUUAGAAGCCACAGUGUCAUCACCUGAGAUCCCCAAUGCAGAUGUGUUGCUCCAUGCGGACUGCAAUGAGCAGGAGGUGAUGUGUGAAAUAAGCCGUUACUCUCCUCGUGGAUCCCAGGAAAGUUCAGAUCCAGCUUAUUUCAUGGUGUCCCUUAAUGUGGAGGGAGUUGAGUUCGGCACUGUGUUGAUUCUGCAGACUUUGGUGUUGAAUAAGGACCAGUCCACCCUCAUACAAAACAAACUGGGUCUGCCUCUUAGCCAGUCGGGAACUCUGCUGACUGAGGUGAUAUUCCUGGUGUUUUCCCACAUAAAGUCUGUAUCUGCACCUCUGAGAGGUGAUGUUCUCCUCAACUGUGGCUUCAAGCAGCAGAAGAUACCCUUAGCGCAGGAGGUGGGCAUUGAAUGGCGACUGCAGCACAGGGGGAAAGGGAAUAAAGUGCUUGAAAUGAAGACGAGGCUGGAUGAUGCAGAAGGGAGCACAGUAGUGCAUGCAGAAAGGAGGGGCUCAAGCAUGGAUGCCGCCCAGCUUGUUGGUGAGGGUAACGCCUCUGUGACUCUGACCAAGUUGAAGGUUUUGGAUGAGGGAACCUACAUCUGUACUGUCAGUAUAGGCCUUUUCCAUGCCCAGCAGGUCAUUCAACUCCACGUUAUUCAACCACCCGAUGUUUCACUCUCAGAGGAGAAGUUGGUUUUGGAAACAAAGUCCCCCCAGACACUGAGCUGCCACUGCACUAAAUACUAUCCGCUGGAUGCUCAGAUGGAGUGGUUAUUCCUCUCUCCUGUAGACACAGAGCCUACAAUGUUUCCAGAUCAGGGCUCUCUGUCCAGCCAUCGACAGCAUGGUGAUGGGACUUAUUCCCUGUCAUCUCACCUCACUGUCCCCUCCAGUGUCUCCCCUGGAACUAAAAUCACCUGCAAGGUGUCCCACCCGGCCCUGAGUGAACCUCUCUCUCUCAGUCUGAUGGUAGAAAGUCCAGAACCAGAUUCCUAUUGGUGGGUUCUGGGUUUCCUGAUCAUCACUGUGAUUUUCUUCUAUCAGGUCAUGAGAUAGAUUAGUAGGAGAUCUUUUAUCAGAUAAUCCUGACUUGAAACUGAGCCCAUAAGGACUUCCUUUGUGUCAUUUGUGUGUCUGUAAGUUAUUACUGAUUUUAUUAGAAGCCAUCACUGGUUCUUUUAACUCUUCUAGGCUUCUACUGAACUGAAAAAUACUAAAUUUACAAAAAAAUCCAAUUGGACCCAAAAAAAAUUUGGGAAAAAACAAGUGUAUUUGAAUAUUUAGCUGUAUCAUUUAUUUGCAUUAUAAAUUUGUUGUUGAGUAGCAUUGGUAGUGGUUUACUUAUGUAAAGUUCUUGUAAGUUUCGAGGCUGCGUUUCUGUAACCUGCAACAUAUUAAAUCAAAUUAAACUAUACUUUCCAGCAAAAAACGUUUUGUCACACAUAAAUUACCCGCUGCAGUUAAAUUAUUUAUCUAACACUGACUGAACUGUGUUUUGCCUCUCUAGUGCUGUGGAAAACAUAACUUGCUUUCUUACUCAGAACUAGUUAGUGUGUUUGAUGCCACGUCAUCAGAGGACCUAAGUUUCUUUUUUUACUCGCUGCAGGUAAUAAAGACUAGGCAGUAGGCACUGUCAGCUUCUCCAGACUUUGCAUUACUGGCCCACACAAAGUUUAUUUCAAUACUUUACUAAAAAGAAGCUUAAAGGAAACACAACUGAAGCGAGCAGUUAUACAGUAGGCAUUAACAGAACAUGCAAUAAGACACAGGACUAUUGGUCUGAUUCAAACUGGAUUAAGUUAUCUAGGCCUUGAAUUGUUUGUACAUGUACACACUGUAGGAUUUUUGGCUUAUUUGUUCUAAACUAGAAAAUAGGGCCGUGGACUUUUCAUUUUCUUUUUAUGUGUUUCUGCUGAGAACUUGUAAUUGCUGAUAUACUGUAAAUUGGUAUCUUUGUUUAAAACCUCUUGACCUGACCUGCCAGUCAUUGUGCAUCCAAACAUUGUUGAAACCGACAGAACUUUGUUUUCAAUUCAAGUGGAGAUCCCAAAGUCUCCAAAGACACCAAAUAUGUCAGGUUGAAUUUUGGGAAAAUGUGUAUAAAAUGAUGCACAAGACAUCUAGAAUAUUUCCAUUUGAUGGAGUGGUGCAGAUGUAAAAAAACAAGAGUCUUGGGUUUGAAUAUCUGAUUCAGUAUAAACAUCAUUGCAACAAACCAAUACAGAAUAUGGAAUUAGAUGAUUUUAGAUGAACUUUAAAGCUACUUAAGGGGGAAAGGAGGGAAUUAUAUAUUUUUAAAGGUUUUUGUUGUUAUACUGUUUUCAUAUGGUAUUAUUUUUAAAUGUAGACUAUGUUUAUUAUGGCUUUUUCUCACUUGUUUUUGUGUGUGAUAUUGAUUUUGUUACUCUUUCUGUUAUUUAAUUUUCACAAUGACAAUUUUGUGACUCAACAACAUUGUUUAAGGUAUUUGACAUUUUCAAUAUUAGUACACUUCGUCUAUUAUCUGGAAACCGAUUGAAGCUCUGUCAUAGACAAAUCACAGGGUUUCACUUUCAUAAAACGAUUUCAGUCAGAAUCAGAAUCCAUAUAUUGUAAUAACAAUACAAGCUGGCAUUACUUGAAGUGGAGUAGAUUGUGGAAAAAGCAUUUCCUAACAAGGUCUAAAUUGGCUCAAUAUGUAAAAAAAUAUAAUAAAGAUCAGCACUCA